Messenger RNA from Didymodactylos carnosus, 453 nucleotides. The record is from the annotation of a GenBank genome assembly. Lineage: Eukaryota; Metazoa; Rotifera; Eurotatoria; Philodinida; Philodinidae.
AUGUGGUACACCACCUGCAGCUGUCCAGAUCAGUGUUGUGCUGCAAAAAUCUAUGAUGCUCGAGACCCAUGUUGUAAUAGUGUGUCCUGGAGUACCUUAGCUAUACCAUUAUUCAUUGUAGCUAGUGUUUGUUUAUUCUCGAUUUCUUGUGCUUAUUUCAAAGCAUUAUGGCGACCAUGUAUUUGUCGAUCAUGCACUGCCUUUUCCACUCGUGCUGCAGAAGCAGUUAAUAAUGAAAAUUCAGUUUAUAUUAUUGAUAACAAUCCACCAGAUUACGAAGCAAUAAUUAAAUAUUCAAAGCCAUCGUUUGUGGACACUCCACCUGAAUAUACAUUAGUAAUGAAUAAUCCAACCGGAUUCGGAUUAGAUCCAAAUAUUAUAAGAUCACAUAUGAAUACUACUGAGACGUCAGAAGUAGCGAGUGCGCCUUCUCCACCUUAUGGUGAACAAUGA